AUGGUCACCUCGUCACAGCUCAUCACCGCCGAGCAGGCGCGCAACUCGGCUUUCGACCAUGCGCUUCAUGGCACUUCUGGCAGCGGGCAGGGCGGAUUGAAGGCGAUGAUGAGCAAGGACAACAGCGCGCGCAAGGCGGCGAUGGACCAGUACUUCCAGCACUGGGACGACAAGAAGGCCGAGGACGAGACGGCCGAGGUCAGGAAAGCCCGCACAGACGACUAUGCGAGCUUGACGCGGCAAUACUACAACCUCGCGACAGACAUCUACGAGUACGCGUGGGGCUCGUCCUUCCACUUCUGCCGCUUCGCGUACGGCGAGAGCUUCCCCCGAGCCAUCGCCCGGCACGAGCACUUCCUCGCGCACAACAUCGGACUCCGGCCGGGGAUGAAGGUGCUCGACGUGGGCUGCGGCGUGGGAGGGCCGGCGCGGGAGAUGGUCAAGUUCGCGGGCUGCCACGUCACGGGCCUCACGAUCUGCGAGUACCAGGUGCAGAGGGCGACGCAGUACGCGGCUAAGGAAGGGCUGGCGAACAAGCUCCAGUUUGUGCAGGGUGAUUUCAUGAAAAUCCCCUUCCCCGACAACUCGUUUGAUGCCGUGUACGCCAUCGAGGCGACAGUCCACGCGCCCUCCCUGCAGGGCGUGUACAGCGAGAUCCUGCGCGUGCUCAAGCCCGGCGGCACGUUUGGCGUGUACGAGUGGCUCAUGACGGACGCGUUUGACAACGACAACCUCGAGCACCGCCAGAUCAGGCUCGACAUUGAGCAAGGAGACGGCAUCGCGCAGAUGGUGUCGAUCCAGGAGGGGCUCGAGGCCAUCAAGGGUGCCGGGUUCGAGCUCAAGCACCACGAGGACCUGGCUGCGCACGACGACGACGGGGGCGAGGAAGGCAGCCAGAGCGUGGCGCCGUGGUACUGGCCGAUCGGGAGCGACGUCCGGUACGCGCAGACGCUAUGGGACCUGGUCACCGUGCUGAGGAUGAACCGCUGGACACGGGUCGCGUCGCAUGCCAUGAUGGGAGCGCUCGAGCGGGUGCGCGUGCUGCCGUACGGGACAAAGGCGACGGCCGAGAGCCUGGGCAAGGCGGCAGAUGCGCUUGUCGAGGGCGGGCGCAGGAAACUGUUCACGCCCAUGUAUCUCAUGGUCGCACAGAAGCCGCUGGAGGCUGGACAACAGUAG
Molecule: messenger RNA, 1179 nt
Organism: Microdochium trichocladiopsis
Lineage: Eukaryota; Fungi; Ascomycota; Sordariomycetes; Xylariales; Microdochiaceae
Product: S-adenosyl-L-methionine-dependent methyltransferase
Exons: 3
Coding region: 1-1179 (392 amino acids)
Biological process (GO): ergosterol biosynthetic process
Cellular component (GO): endoplasmic reticulum
Molecular function (GO): sterol 24-C-methyltransferase activity
Source: RefSeq, a predicted model, not a curated record